GCCUCGCCACCCUGGACAAAGUCUUUGCUGAAGUGCAUCACCUACACACACUACGCCAUUAGAGGAUGAACACUCCUCCCAAGGUAUAACAACUCAUAGCAGUCCCGAGGUGUCAAAAGAAUCGAGGUCAUUAAACAGGGGGCAAAAAGAAAGCACCGGCCAAAAAGCCUGCCAAGUGUUUUCUGAACUAUCUCAGGUUUCGUCCGAAUUUCUGGCAUCCUGGACGGAGCUGUAAGGUUUUCCUAUCUCCCCCAACAGCCAUGGACUAUAGCGACGACCCACGUCUUAUAGAGCUUGGCUCUAUUGAGGCUAUAUACCCAGAGAUCCGACGCCCUGACGCAAAAGACCCCUUCACCUUCGAGAUAGACCUCCCUGUUGAGCCCGCCGCUCCAGUUACUGUCACUUUCCCAGCAGCCUCAGCACCCGCCCACCCAGGGCUCACUACACUUGGCCAAGCUACUGAGAAUGCCCAGCCUGAGGUUGAUUCUCUCGAAGUCUCGUACCUGCCCCCUCUGCGGUUGAGAGUCCGUCUCCCAGAGGGUUACCCUGCAGAUGCGCCACUAGAUAUUGUGGUAUCUACCAUACCGCAGUGGUUGUCGAGGGAAACGAUCAAACGGCUUGAGGAUGAUGGACCGCGCUUAUGGGACGAGAUUGGUCGCGACAUGGUUGCAUUUACUUACAUCGAUCACAUUCAGCGCGCCGCUGAAGACGUGUUUGGAACCAUCAGUCCCGGGGGAACUCUUCAGGUUGAUCCAGAACACAAACUCGCCGUGCUGGACCACGAUAUAAAAGCCAAAAAGGCUGCUUUUGAAAAGGAGACAUUUGAUUGUGGUGUCUGUCUCGAUCCCAAAAAGGGCUCCAAGUGUCACAGAAUGCUUGACUGUAGACAUAUAUUCUGUAUACAAUGCUUACAGGAUUUCUACAACGACGCCAUCAACGAGGGCAACCUUUCUACUGUUCGUUGUCUGAGCCCCAACUGCGCCAAGAAGCGUGCCGCGUCGAAGGACACAAAGAAGCACAAGGUUGCCAUCAGCCCCAGCGAGCUUCUUCAGAUUGGUCUUUCCGAGGAAAUGGUCAAGCGUUAUGUGACGCUCAAGUACAAGACAGAACUCGAGUCUGACAAAAACACAAUAUACUGUCCACGACAGUGGUGUAAUGGAGCAGCCCGAUCGAAACGCCACAAGAAGCCGGAAGGUUUAGAGUUUGCUGAGACGUCUGAUGCUGAAUCCGGCAAAGAGGAAGAAGAAAACGAAAAAGAAAAAGAACAAGAACAAGGAGGGGUUAGUGCCAAGUCUGGAAAAAGGAAGAAUAAGGAAACAUUUAGCAAAGCGGAUCUCUUGUCUAUAUGCGAAGACUGUGGCUUCGCCUUCUGUGGCCAAUGCUACCAGUCAUGGCACGGAGAGUUUGUCCGCUGUGCACCACGACGUGACAAGGGAGAACUCAGCGAGGAGGAAAAAGCAUCACUCGAAUACCUACAGCUUCACACGAGUCCAUGCCCUACCUGCAACGCCCCUGCGCAGAAGACACACGGCUGCAACCACAUGAUCUGCUCACGAUGCGACACUCAUUUCUGCUAUCUAUGCUCUUCAUGGCUUGACCCGGUGAAUCCCUACCAGCACUACAACCAGCUGGCGGGCGGCAAAGUCACUUCCUGUUACAUGCGGCUGUGGGAACUCGAGGGCGGCGAUGGCGACGACGUGGGCUUAGGGUUCGUCGGUGGCCGCGGUCCCGUUGCAGAUGCUCCCGCGGCACUUGAUGAUAUUGAGCUUAUGCCUCUGCCGGAAGUUAUCGAGUCUGAUGACAGUGACGGCGAGGACGAAGCCAAUGUCCAGGGCAACAACAGACCGCUUGGAGGCCAGGGCCAAGGUAUCGAGAUUGCGCGUGAAGGACCCCUCGUUAUACGACUCGUCGACAAUCAAGCUCGCGAUGGUCGAAGACCUAUUCCUCCCGCUGCACCCGACGCACCGCAACAACUUGCGGGCCGCGGCCAUAAUGGCCCACCUCGAGGUCCAGCGGGGCGAGGACGCGGCGCAAGAGGGGCUGGGAGAGGAGGAGGCGCGGUAGCCCGAGGGAGAGGAGGAGGAGGAGGAGGAGGAGGAGGAGGAGGAGGAGGAGGAGGAGGAGGAGGAGGAGGAGGAGGAGGAGGAGGAGGAGGAGGAGCUGUUGCUAAUCGUCAACGAGUGAACCAGCGACAACCUCAACUACCGCAGCAGGCACAGGGCCAGGAUGAGAAUAACCAGGAUGGUCUGGAUCCGGCACAGGAGGCCUGGGUUCGUCGAUUUGUGCAGAUGGCGCUCAACGAUGAAGAGGACCUCGUUGAUGGUGAUUCUGAUGAAGAUGAUGGUAAUUGGAUCAUUCGGUGA
Fusarium oxysporum Fo47 is the source of this 2363-nucleotide messenger RNA. RefSeq lists its product as uncharacterized. Gene Ontology annotation, molecular function: ubiquitin conjugating enzyme binding; zinc ion binding; ubiquitin protein ligase activity. The record is from RefSeq and is a predicted model, not a curated record. Gene Ontology annotation, biological process: positive regulation of proteasomal ubiquitin-dependent protein catabolic process; ubiquitin-dependent protein catabolic process; protein polyubiquitination. Lineage: Eukaryota; Fungi; Ascomycota; Sordariomycetes; Hypocreales; Nectriaceae. Gene Ontology annotation, cellular component: ubiquitin ligase complex; cytoplasm. The transcript is spliced from 2 exons. Bases 261 to 2363 code for a protein of 700 amino acids.